Molecule: messenger RNA, 1208 nt
Organism: Sycon ciliatum
Lineage: Eukaryota; Metazoa; Porifera; Calcarea; Leucosolenida; Sycettidae
Exons: 3
Coding region: 795-1163 (122 amino acids)
Source: RefSeq, a predicted model, not a curated record
CUUGCGUCUACUACGAUCUAGCCCGGCUGUGUACCACGUGACGUGUACGUGGGUGAACAGACAGGCCUAUUGUAUGGUCUACAUAAUCUUUAGUACAGGCGACAUCGCUCACUAGCACUGUUGAUGACACUUGAACAGCUAGUCCGCCUCUGCUCUGGCGACACAGACUGUCGGCUUCAUUUCGGAGUUGGUGUGGGAGCAUCAGCAGAAAGAUCGGCCCGCAAUGAUUAUCUAGACCUACAUAUGGAUCUACACGAGUAGCACUGUACUUUUGUAGUGUGGAGCAGGCAGUAGAAUCUGAUGUCAUGUUGUACAGUCAUGUACAUAAUCUACGCGUAAAUCUACAACUUUUGCCAGAUCAGACAGAUGAAUGAAGCCACAGAGCUCUGGCCGCUGGAGCGUGCAGCGCUAGCGAACGUGUAGAGAGGAUCUUGGACUGCUGCACCGUCUGUGCUUCAGUUGAAUGCGGAAUCGUUUUUUUCUUGCUCGUUGCCGUCUGUGGGUGUUCUGGGCGGAUGCGUGUUCUGCUUGCGGCCCUUCACAUUGUUAUUUUCUGGGAGUUUGAGUGACGCUCCGUCGCAAUCUGGUUGCGGAAGUGAAGCGCUUUCGUUCCUUACCUGCCCAUCGGCAGGUGGCGUUUAGGUUUGUUUGACUACCAAUCGUCCAGAUCAACGUUACCAGAAUAGCGGACGCCGGACAGGAACCACCCGGCCGUUAUCGGGAGCAGGUGCUUCUCCCUGGCUUGAAGUCAGGUAUCCGUUUGGUGACAACAUUGGUGAAGGCUAUUGUUACCAAUGGAGCAAGAGUCCAGCAAGGAUGAGAGCUCCGGCCGCCAAUCACAACAACCUGCUGGUGGCACUGCAAUGGAAACAGUUUCUGAAGAGGAGAGUAAGGACAAGUAUCGACCACCAGGUCUGGCUGAGUGCGGUGAUCACUACUACUCAACCAAUGCACCUCAUCCAGACCUGGUGAGAGCAUGUGAAGAUGACGAUGUGGAACAAGUCCGACACACCGUGAAUAUCGGCACUCCAACUGAACCUGUGACUAGACCGGAUCUCUUGGAACAAGUGCCGGAGUCAUACUUUACCAUUGCAAAUCGUGCUAAGAGAAUUCCCAUGACAAUCAUGGUAAGUCAGAAGUAUCUCCUCCAUCCCCUCAAAUGAAUGAUGCUUUGCCAGUGUCGCACCAAAGCAAUUUUCACCUCUCAA